Messenger RNA from Cuculus canorus (common cuckoo), 2189 nucleotides. RefSeq names its product growth differentiation factor 15 (gene GDF15). NCBI's taxonomy places the organism in Eukaryota, Metazoa, Chordata, Aves, Cuculiformes, Cuculidae. The transcript is spliced from 2 exons. The coding region runs from base 420 to 1526 and encodes 368 amino acids. The record is from RefSeq and is a predicted model, not a curated record. Gene Ontology annotation, molecular function: cytokine activity; growth factor activity. Gene Ontology annotation, cellular component: extracellular region. Gene Ontology annotation, biological process: SMAD protein signal transduction.
UCCUGAGCCCACCGGCCGCCACCUGCAGCCACUGAUGGGGCAGCAGAGAUGAGGGGGAUCCCCUAACCAUGAGGAUCCACAAGGAAAACGGGAAGUGGAAGGGGAAACGCUUGUGUCUGGGAAGAAGGAUCACACGAUUUUCACCUCCUCAGUUCCAUCACCUGACUCCAGCGCUGACAGAGCUCCCGUGCAAAAUCCCAGGCGGAGAGGAGCGAUUCCUGCUGGCUGUUUACUCCAGCAGCGUCACAGCCUGGGACAGGGAGGGAGGACGGAGGGCGGGCAAAGUUCGUCUCUUAUAAAGUCAGCUCUGGUCCCCUCCAUUCAUUCCCCCUUGGCAGCAUCGUCGCGAGCCGCGCGUCCACCCUUUGCGCCAGGGGUUUUGCUGACAAAUCCGCUCGAGAUCACCGGCCGCUUGCGCGAUGCCGGGAGCGCUGAAGGAUGCCGGGACCACCUUCACCUGCCUCCAGCUCCUGCUGCUUCUCGGCGGUGCCGAGCCGAGGCCCCACGCGUGGGGUGAGGAGAGGCUGCAGCUGGACGCCGUCAAAAAGGGGAUCCUGGAGCGGCUGGGGAUGGCGGCUCCCCCGGUCAUCCGGCACCCGCUGGACCACAAGAGCAUCAAACGGGCGCAGCGGCUCUACCAGCAGAAAGUGGCUGAGCUGAUGGGCAACCGGAGCCGGGAGGAGGUGGGAGUCGCGCCCGGGACGAGGCAUCUGCAUCGCCUCACCCCCACAGUGCUGCGCCAGCCGGAUCUCCCACAGGGACACCAGGACCCCCAGGGACACCAGGACCCCCCCAGUCCCUACCGUUACCACCUCCUCCUCUCCCGCACCGAAGCUUUCCACCAGCAGCUCCAGGUGGUGCAGGCAGAGCUGAAGCUCUUUAAGCAGUCGCUGGAAUCCCCCGGAAUGUCCCUCCUCAACACCUCGGUGCCCUCUCGGGUCAGCAUCUACACUCUGCGGGGGGCUGAUGGGACCCCCCAGUUCCUGCGUAGCCAAGAGCUGGACCACAACGCCCCAAGCAUGGACCUCACAGCCGCCGUCCGGCCCUGGGCUGCCGGCCCCGAGGACACGCUACGCCUUGAGCUGGCCUUCACAACCGAUGUCUCAGCCUUGAUGGCCACCUCGGGAGGUGAGACCCUGGUGCUGGAGGUGGAAACCCAUGAGACCACGGGACGCGGGGCCAGGAGAGCCCGGGGGCUGGAGGAAGAAUGUGGGAAGAGCGAUGGGAAGUGUUGCCUCAAGUCUCUCAAGGUCUCCUUCCAGGACAUCGGCUGGUCAGACUGGGUCAUCGCCCCGCACAGCUACUACAUGAGGUUCUGCGAAGGUUCCUGUCCCCAUAACUACAAGCCGGCCAGCAUGCACGCCCAGAUCAAAGCCCGCAUGCACUCCCUCUCCAAAGCCACUCCAGCGCCCUGCUGCGUCCCUGCCGGCUACGACCCCAUGGUGCUGAUGCACUACGACGGCGAGGGCAGGCUGGUCUCCACGCUCUUCGAGGACAUGCUGGUCACCAGGUGCCACUGUGCCUGAUGGCAUCACCUCGGCACCCACUGCCGAGCAGACCGGGCAGGUCCUGCCCACCUCCCGGCAGCUCCAGCACCCCAGAAACCAGACUAUAAAUUGGAGAGGGGCAGGUGUUGGACUAGAUCCGAGGAAAUUCUUCACCAUGAGGGUGGGGAGGCCCUGGCCAAGGUUGCCCAGAGCAGUGGUGGCUGCCCCAUCCCUGGAGGGGUUCCAGGUCAGGUUGGAUGGGCUUUGGAGCCCCUGAGCCAGUGGGAGGUGUCCCUGCCCAUGGCAGGGUCUUGGAAUUAGAUGAUGUUUAAUGCCCCUUCCAACUCAAACCAUUCUAUAAUUCUAUAACUCCGUGACAUCAAAUGCCUCCCCGGGCUCCGCUCUCCAGCUCAGCCCCGAGGUCUGCGGUUGUCAAUCCACCUCCCCAGGGCCACAAUAACUUAUUCCCCCCUCUCUCUUCCCUUAUUUAAACCCAUGUUUUAUUGGGGCAGUGGGUCCUUCCCACCCGGGAGAGCCCAAAGUGGCCUGGGUGGCUCUAUUCCUGGGUGAUCGCAGCUCAUCCCACGUCCGAGCACCAUCUCCUCUUUGCUUACAGACUUUUUUUUAUACGACUCUCUUAUUUAUUGCUAACUUAUUGUAUUUUAUAGCAAAACGCCUUUUCGGGAAAGGGUUUGGAUUGUG